AUGGGCAAAUCUAAAGAGGUAGGGGGUAUGGGCUUCCGUGAUUUGGAAUGUUUCAACACAGCUUUGCUUGCCAAGCAAGGGUGGUGUCUUGUUAAAAAUCCAGAUUCUCUAGUUGCCCAGAUAUUGAAAGAGAAAUACUACCCUAAUGGAAAUUUUCUAGAAACUCCUUUGAGCAAAAGAGCUUUGUAUGUGUGGCGGAGUAUAUGGAAUGCAAAACACUUGUUAAAAGAAGGGUUGAUGUGGAGAGUGGGGAAUGAGAGGAAUAUUAAAAUUUGGGGUCGUAAAUGGUUGCCAUCCCCGACGACAUAUGCUAUCCAAACUCCGGUUCGAGAGCUUGAUUCUGAAGCCAAGAUUAGUGAGUUAAUUGAUCAAGAUACACAAUGGUGGAAUAUCCCUCUUGUUCGGGAAAUUUUUAAGGAGGAGGAGGUUGGAAUGAUAUGCGCUCGGGAUGUUUGGCUAGAAUGCAAUGCAAAAAUCCAGAAGAGCACUAGUGAUGAGGAUGACUUUGGCCAUAUACUUAUGAAACUUCUUGACAGGUUGGAGGAUUCGGAUUUUGACCAGGUUGCUUGUAUUGCUAGGCAAGUCUGGUUGCGAAGGAACAAGCUGGUUUUUUAG
This is a messenger RNA of Corylus avellana, 615 nucleotides long. Lineage: Eukaryota; Viridiplantae; Streptophyta; Magnoliopsida; Fagales; Betulaceae. The record is from RefSeq and is a predicted model, not a curated record.